Messenger RNA from Monopterus albus (swamp eel), 5496 nucleotides. RefSeq names its product signal peptide peptidase-like 2 (gene sppl2b). The record is from RefSeq and is a predicted model, not a curated record. NCBI's taxonomy places the organism in Eukaryota, Metazoa, Chordata, Actinopteri, Synbranchiformes, Synbranchidae. Gene Ontology annotation, cellular component: lysosomal membrane; lumenal side of endoplasmic reticulum membrane; Golgi-associated vesicle membrane. Gene Ontology annotation, biological process: membrane protein proteolysis. Gene Ontology annotation, molecular function: aspartic endopeptidase activity, intramembrane cleaving. The coding region runs from base 109 to 1785 and encodes 558 amino acids. The transcript is spliced from 15 exons.
CCACGCCGCUAAAUGGGCGUGGCUUGUUGAAACAGCCGGCGAGGGGUAGGGCUCGAGUCGAGCGUUCGUUUGGUGCUUGAUGGGGGAGACAACCAGAAACUGGGCAUCAUGAGAGUCACUGAAACGCUGGUUUGGGCUGCUUUUUUCAUACACAAGGUGAUAGGAGAGUAUGGCAUGGCCCAUUUCAGUGACAAGAGCAAAGGAAAGGAUUACUGCAUAUUCUUCAACUCACAGUGGGCACGUCUACCUCAGGACCUCAAUAAGGAUAUAUUUUCACGUCUCCAGAUCUAUGACCUGACAACAUCAGUCCUGUGCUCGCCCACCGAGGUCCCAGAGGGAGGCUUCCCAAAUUGUAUCCCCAUGGUGAUGAGAGGCAACUGCAGGUUUUAUGAAAAGGUCCGAUUGGCCCAGAUUAAUGGCGCCAAGGGCCUGCUCAUUGUCAGCAAGGACAGACUGAUACCACCACUAGGAAACAAGACCGAGUAUGAGGAGAUUGACAUUCCUGUAGCACUGCUCAGCUAUUCUGAUAUGCUGGACAUCAGCAAGACCUUUGAUAAAGGAAGACUAGUUGCCAUGUAUGCACCCAAUGAGCCGGUGUUGGACUACAACAUGGUGAUCAUCUUCUUAAUGGCAGUAGGAACGGUUGCCAUUGGAGGUUACUGGGCUGGCAGCAGAGACAGCAAGAAACGCUACAUGAAGCACAAGCGGGACGACAGUGCAGAGAAGCAGGAUGAAGAGACAGUGGACGUCACCCCCAUCAUGAUCUUGGUGUUCGUUGUCAUGUGCUGCAGCAUGCUGGUGCUACUCUACUUUUACUAUGACCGCUUGGCCAUUUGGGUCAUUGCCAUCUUCUGUGUGGCUUCCUCUGUCGGACUCUACAGCUGUCUCUGGCCUUUUGUCAGGAGGCUUCCUUUCUGCAAGUGCAGGAUCCCAGAGAACAACCUGCCAUACUUUAACAAGCAGCCACAGAUCCGCAUGUUGCUGCUGUCAGCCCUGUGCAUCGGAGUCAGCAUCACCUGGAUGGUGUUUCGCAAUGAAGACCAGUGGGCGUGGGUGUUGCAGGACGCCCUGGGGAUCGCCUUCUGUCUCUACAUGCUGAAAACAGUCAGACUGCCCACAUUCAAGGGUUGCACUUUACUGCUGACGGUACUUUUUGUCUAUGACGUUUUCUUCGUAUUUAUAACACCCUUACUUACAAAGAGUGGGAAAAGUAUAAUGGUGGAGGUAGCGGCUGGUCCCUCUGACUCCUCCCCACAUGAAAAGCUCCCCAUGGUGCUCAAAGUGCCCAGGUUAAACUUCUCUCCAAUGGCUCUGUGUGAUCGGCCCUUCUCCCUCCUGGGCUUCGGUGAUAUCUUGGUACCAGGUCUGCUGGUGGCCUAUUGUAAUAGGUUUGACAUUUUAACACAGUCCUCCAGGAUCUACUUUGUGGCCUGUACUAUUGCGUACGGUAUCGGCCUGCUGAUCACCUUCGUGGCCCUGGCCGUGAUGCAGAGGGGCCAGCCAGCCUUGCUCUACCUGGUGCCUUGCACUCUGCUCACUAGCCUUGUUGUAGCGCUGUGUCGAAGGGAGCUGCCCCAGUUCUGGACUGGAAGUGGAUUUGUGCCUCCCAUAGUGCUUGCACCGAUCAACUGUACACAAACUGCAGCGCCACAAACGGAGGGACCCUCGACUAAAUUGGAGCCAGAAACCACAGAAGCCACCAGUCAGAGUGAAGAUUGGCCCCAGCACCCGCCUCAGGAAACACUUCAGGCUGAGAAAGACGAGGAUGAAAAUAAAUCUAAUUGAAAGGACUUUUAGUACGGUAUUUUCCAUUUCACUUCAUGUUUUGUUUGGUGCCAAGUUCUUUUCUACAUUGUCUCAGUCAAUGGACAUUAUAAUUACAGAUUUUUUUUUUUUUUUUUGCAUUUAGUGCAAAGAGAAGCGCACAGAUGUGUGUGUGUGUGUGUGUGUUCUAAAUGGCUGGCUCAGCAGGGUACCAGGAACACAUGAAGCAUUGAAACUAACAAAUACACCCAACGUAAUGCAGAGUCUGUGCCACUUGUAAAAGGGAAUGAGAAGGCAAAUCCACUCAAGCUUUUGAACACCAAGUAAUCACAUUACACUCAGUUGAGACUUUCAAAGGCCUGGUCACACCGCUGCUUAAAGCUGCAAAAUGAGUUAAUCAAUUAGCAGGCAGCUACAAGUUGGAUCAACCAAUUGGCAAGCAGAAUGUGUAGCUCCACGCAACAUGUAAUUAGAUUUGGGGAGGUGUGCACCUUGGCCCGUCUGACCUAUAUUUACCCAGAAACCACCUUCACUGCCUACACUCAGUUCUGGACAAGUAUAAAUGGUGCUUUUGCAGUUUGCUUCAUUCAUUUUAGUUAGCCUCCUCAGAGUAUAACACGUUCCAUAAAAGAAGAAUGAUUUGCAGACGGUUAGUUAUAGCUGCAUUAGAUGACAGAAAAUAGCUUUAGUAGUUUUUAUUCCCCCAGCAGAAAUGCCAAAAAUUUGCAUGUCAAAUGUGAGGAUUUGAAGCUAUUCUAUCAUAUCAAAGUAAACAAAUCUUUUACAUAGGUGAACUAAACAUGUAAAAGAGGUCAGCUUGGGCUGUAGCAAUAUCUCUAUAACCAGCAAUAAAGGUUUACAGUUUACACUGAGCUACUCUGGUCUGACGGCGAGUCCAUCCAGACCCAGCCCACACCUCGUAUUAGGAAUGCAAUGAUACAAUGUAAUGAAGUUUGAGUCCUGCUAAAAAAAAAAAAAAAAGUUUUAUACUCAAACUGUUAGCUUUGUAGAAUAGAGUAUUUGGAGAUCGUCACAAUCGUUUCUCUGUUUGACAUCGUUGUCACGGCAACAUUGACAGUAGGGGAGUGUAUGACGUUUAAUGUCAACAAGUGACAGAGCUCACGGCACUCAUUCAAAAUUAGUGAGUUAGCUAGCAGCUAACAGGCAUUCACGUUCUGUCCUGGGGGCACGAGAAAGCGAGUCUUUGGCAUCCUGUGUCAGUAUCAUUAUGUCACCAGUGUGGUAAUGAUGUCAAUAUCCAAAUGUGCAAAGAAAAGAAGGUUUGGCCAAGAAAACUGAGUUUUAAAAGAUGAGUGGACAGAGAAAUGUGCCCCAAUCCAGCACAAGGCCCUUGAAUGGUAACACUAACAAAUUAAAUGUCGUACAAAUCAGAACAAAAUACUACACAGGGGUAAACUGCAAAAUGGAAAGACACUUGGAGAUCAGCUGUGACAGACUAAUGCUAGUACAGUGUGUUUUGAGCUGGCUAGUGUGUUAGUGGUUAGCUUGUCAAUUAGCUGUGCAAUUUGUGCCACUUUCUGGUGUGACUGGCCUUUAAGAGUCUCAAUAUUCUGUCAAGGCUCCGAUUCAAGUGUCCUAAAAGUGGAGAAGCUUUCAAGCACUUAAUUCAGAGUACACCGAGGCCUGUGUUUCCAAAAGCACACAAAGAGCCAUACUAGUAGAGAUGUCCCGAUCCAAUACAUAUUGGUGCUGAUCUGGCCAUAUUUAAUAAGAAGUUUUUGUUUUUUUUAAUUGUCAUUGUGACACGUACAAUGGAAUUAUGUUUGGAGCCGAGGGCCCCGGGCCACUGCGUGCAUACGUGCCGCCAUCAUAUUUCACAGGAUUGGUCAAAAUAAAGCUGAUCUAAUUCUGAUCUUUAUUUAGAACUAAACUAUGCACUAUGUGCAUAAAAUGCUUCGCAGAAUCCGCCAAACAAUGAAAGCUCACUAGUUACAACCAGAAUUCUGUGAAAUGGAGAAAUACAUCAAGCAAAAAGUUAACUCAUUGAUCCGUUUCAUCAACGCUACUGAACAUGGUAGUUCUUUUAAAGUGUCAUUUCUAUUUGCUGGGUUUUACCAUGGGUUGGAUGGCCUGUAGUCUGUAUACAUGCAGGGGCAGUUCUGAGACUGUUGUCCAACUCGGUUAUUCUUUUAUUCGUAUCAGUAAUUUAAUAAUGUCUAUUUUGGAACCACGACUCGAUCAUAUAUUUGGAUCGAGAAGCUCCUGAAAAAUAAAGUGCCAGAUUAAUUUUGAUAUGUUGGAUAUUUAAUGUAGCUAAAUAAGUGUCAGCUCAGAAUCAGCAAAUACUUACUAUUAAAGUAAUCGGAUCAGUAUUGGGGCCAAAACACUGGAUCGGGACAUCUCCAGAUAUUGGUCAUCUUUAUCCCACUGUUAGAUUAUAAAUUACACUAGUGUCACAGGAUUUCAUACCCUUUAAAAUGUGAUGCUGAUUUGGUUGCUGACUGAGCCAAAGCCACUAGAUUUUUAUUUUUAAUCAAAUAAUCUGUUGAUGCGUUUAUCAUCCUUUUGGAUUUUUUAAAAACAUUUUUUUAUUUUGCAUGUUAUGAUUUUGAUAAACCCAGUGUUUAAAGUGUACAAUGUCUAAAGUGCAGACAUUGUAUACAUUAUUGGUGGCACUACAUUUUAAAAACUUUCCCCCCUGUGUAGUUAGUCUUGUCCUAAAUAGCUUUGGCCUUACAGUGAUCAUGUUGGGAGGUACUAUAGAAUGUGUCACGUGCAAAAGUUGCUUAAUGAACAACACUAGUACUGUACUCGGAAUGAUUAUGUGCUGCAGUUUAAUGUGCAAGCUGAGGAGCGAGUGAUGGGUUGUGUUGCAGUGUUUCUAGAUUAGUUUGUAUGAUGUAUUUGCACAGUAUCUUAAUUCAUGGGCCGACAAAUGGUUGGUUCAUGUCUGUAUAUAUUAAUGUAUACUCAUAAGGGUUUAAAGAAAUAUUAAUGCUGCUUUUGUUUUGCAAGUUCAUAUCACCAGAGCCAAGCUGUCACUUCACUCUGUACACCAGUAGGGGCAUAUUUCUGAUUCUCAUUUAAGUUCUGUAUAAAACUUGAGGUAGAAAUAACUGAAUCAGAGUGUGAAUGAGCAGCUUGGCUGUUUGGAUGUGUGCCCUUGCUGAUUCAGUUGCACAGUGUUUUUCUAGGACAAGAUUAUUGGGGGGUGUAAUGAUUCUCCAAAUCCACAGUUCAUUUCAGAUUUCUGAGCCACGGGGGGAAUACUAAGAGGAAUAAUACUAACUUUAAAUAGAGUAAGAUUACUAUGUUAUGGUGCAGGGUCAGGUUGCUUAGGGGUUUGUUGGAGGGUUGGGGGUUGCGCUUCGUUUGGUAUCGCAGUUUGUGUACUGUAUCAAGGUUUUGGGUUUCAGUUCAGAAUCAUUACACCCCAACAGACUAUUCAUGUGCCAGUAAAGUUUGUCACCAAGUGGUUUUUAAUGCCUCUGUCGAGGAAUACAUAUAAUAAAAAAAAAACCAAUGUACUGGAUUUUUGGUGCCUGCCUUUGGUUGUUGCAUAAUUUUAAAAUUAGAAGUCUAGUUUGCAGGUAUGAUUGUUUGAACAGCCUAGAGAGAGUUCAACAGCUUCACUCAGGAUGCCGACUGCGCUAGUACUUGGAUAUGUUGACGUCUAACAUAAAUCAGCCUCUUGCAGGGUUUUUGAGUGUGAAUACAUCUUUUCAUCGUGGCCCUCCAGCUGUGAAAAGGCCCUCUGCUGCUCAGGCUCUG